GUCGCGAACCCCCCUCCCCACUCGCUCAGGGCUCUCCAAUCCGCAGCUCUGCGUGCGGGGGCGCGCGCAUCCCCCCGCCGUCCGUCCGUCAGCUGUCUGUCUGGGUGUCUACGCGGGCGCAGCCGUGCACCCUUCCCCAGCCUCAGGCGCUGCGCAGGGACAGACAAGGCGUUCGCAGCGCCCUGCCCGCGCUCCACGCCCGCAGCCGCCAGACGGCAGCGCCUGCGUCCGUGCCCGGCCCAGCCGUUGCGCGGGAGCCGCGGGGGCAAAGGCGCAGUGGCCAGCGGACCAUCUCUCGUGCCCUCGUUCUCUGCGCUCCGGGGCAGGUGAGCCCCGGCCACCCGCUCUCCAAGAUGAAGAAGCUCCAGGGAGCUCACCUCCGCAAGCCUGUCACCCCAGACCUGCUGAUGACCCCCAGUGACCAGGGCGAUGUCGACCUGGAUGUGGACUUUGCUGCAGACCGGGGGAACUGGACAGGCAAGCUGGACUUCCUGCUGUCCUGCAUUGGCUACUGUGUAGGCCUGGGGAAUGUCUGGCGCUUCCCCUAUCGAGCGUACACAAAUGGAGGAGGCGCCUUCCUCGUGCCCUACUUCCUCAUGCUGGCCAUCUGUGGCAUCCCCCUCUUCUUCCUGGAGCUCUCCCUGGGCCAGUUCUCCAGCCUAGGGCCCCUGGCUGUCUGGAAAAUCAGCCCCCUCUUCAAAGGUGCCGGCGCAGCCAUGCUGCUCAUCGUGGGCUUGGUGGCCAUCUACUACAACAUGAUCAUCGCCUACGUGCUCUUCUACCUCUUCGCCUCCCUCACCAGCGACCUACCCUGGGAGCACUGUGGCAACUGGUGGAACACAGAACUCUGCCUGGAGCACAGAGGCUCCAAGGAUGGCAACGGGGCCCUGCCCCUCAACCUCACCUGCACCGUCAGCCCCAGCGAGGAGUACUGGAGCCGCUACGUCCUCCACAUCCAAGGCAGCCAGGGCAUCGGCAGCCCUGGGGAGAUCCGCUGGAACCUCUGCCUCUGCCUGCUGCUGGCCUGGGUCAUCGUGUUCCUCUGUAUCCUCAAGGGUGUGAAGUCUUCAGGCAAGGUGGUGUAUUUCACGGCCACGUUCCCUUACCUCAUCCUGCUCAUGCUGCUGGUCCGCGGAGUCACCCUCCCAGGGGCCUGGAAGGGCAUCCAGUUCUAUCUCACCCCCCAGUUCCACCACCUGUUGUCUUCCAAGGUGUGGAUUGAAGCUGCUCUUCAGAUCUUCUAUUCCCUGGGUGUGGGCUUCGGGGGGCUCCUCACCUUUGCCUCCUACAACACGUUCCACCAGAACAUCUAUAGAGACACUUUCAUCGUCACUCUGGGCAACGCCAUCACCAGCAUCCUGGCUGGCUUUGCCAUCUUCUCUGUGCUGGGCUACAUGUCUCAGGAGCUGGGCGUGCCUGUGGACCAAGUAGCCAAAGCAGGCCCUGGCCUGGCCUUUGUCGUCUACCCACAGGCCAUGACCAUGCUGCCUCUGUCACCCUUCUGGUCCUUCCUCUUCUUCUUCAUGCUUCUGACUCUCGGCCUAGAUAGCCAGUUUGCUUUUCUGGAGACCAUCGUGACAGCUGUGACAGAUGAGUUCCCAUACUACCUGCGGCCCAAGAAGGCGGUGUUCUCCGGGCUCAUCUGCGUGGCCAUGUACCUGAUGGGGCUGAUCCUCACCACUGAUGGGGGCAUGUACUGGCUGGUCCUUCUGGAUGACUACAGCGCCAGCUUUGGGCUGAUGGUGGUGGUUAUCACCACGUGCCUUGCCGUGACACGGGUGUAUGGUGAGAAGAGCCAUGGGAGGCGGAGUCGAGCUCUCCGCAGUGGGAGAACGGGAGUCUAUGCUGGGGACCCCCAGUACCUGGGUCCCUGGUCCCAAGGGCCAGGGUUUCCAGUGGGGGCAGCUGGGGUAGAGGAGGGGCUGCUGGCGCUUGUGGGGCCGGCGGGUGGGGCCAUUCCUCCUCCCCUCCCCUGUGCAGGCAUUCAGAGGUUCUGCCGAGAUAUCCACAUGAUGCUGGGCUUCAAGCCGGGCCUCUACUUCAGGGCCUGCUGGCUGUUCCUGUCCCCAGCCACGCUCUUGGCCCUGCUGGUGUAUAGCAUCGUCAAGUACCAGCCCUCGGAGUAUGGCAGCUACCGCUUCCCACCCUGGGCUGAGCUGCUGGGCAUCCUGAUGGGCCUGCUGUCCUGCCUCAUGAUCCCAGCUGGCAUGCUGGUGGCUGUGCUUCGAGAAGAGGGCUCACUCUGGGAGCGGCUCCAACAGGCCAGCCGGCCGGCCAUGGACUGGGGACCAUCGCUGGAGGAGAACCGGACGGGCAUGUAUGUGGCCACGCUGGCUGGGAGCCAGUCACCAAAGCCACUGAUGGUGCACAUGCGCAAGUACGGGGGCAUCACCAGCUUCGAGAACACGGCCAUCGAGGUGGAUCGUGAGAUUGCAGAGGAGGAGUCGAUGAUGUGAGGCAGGAGGCAGGUGGGCAGAAGGCCCUGCCCGGGACCUCACAGUCCCUUCUUAGAAGCCUGCAAAGGUCAGCGGUGCCCUCUGGGAUUCUGAGAGGCUAUGGGGGGCUGCCAUAGGGAUGCCAGCCCCCCAGUGGGGGUCCCUCCUGCAGCUUCUGCCUCUCCUGAAACCUCUGACAACCCCCUACACACACACAGGCACACUCAGACCCAUUCAAAGCUGAGAAUGAUGCAACUCAGCCCUACUUUGCAGAUGGACAUAUUGAGUCCAGGAGGGGAGGGACUUGCCCCAGGUUGCAUGGCAGAGGGGACUUGACCCCAUGCCUCCUGACUAGCCAGCUCCCUUUCCCACGGGGCAGCUGGCACCACCUUCUCAUCUCUAUUCAGGGCCUACACCCCUCCCUUUUCUGGGGGAUGCUGUCCCACACACCUCAGCACAACCAGAAUCUUGAGUUGGGCAGGGAGGGUCAGGGCCACAGAGGCUCUUGAGGCUCUGAGGCUGUGGGGAUCAAGGGUCAAUGAGUUAGGUGGGGAGAAAGAUCCCUGGGGGCUCCUGUGUGCAGGACUCCUGAAGGAGGUGGGAGCUGAGGGCCCUGGAGGAUGGGGAAGGUUUGCAGAGAGAGGAAAAAUAGGGCAGGGUGGGGAGGAGCUCUGGGCCAGAGGAUGCUGAGCUGCCUGGGCAGAGACCAAGAGGGUUGGAGACACUAGUUUUACAAGGUUACAGGAGGGUUCAAGACAGAAGGAAAACUAACAGAGGGGGAGCCAGGGAUGAUGGGGUGGGCAGGGGAUAUGCAUGAUGAAGAAUAUCAUUCCGGAUCUGUGCAGAACGGAUCAGAGGGGACAGGGUGGAGCGGAGAGGCCUGUGCAAAGUGGAAAAGAGCUGCCGGUGGCCUGAGCCAGGGUGCUGGGGCUGCAGGUGGGGAAAGGAGGCCCCAGCACUUCAGACAAAGGCCACCCCUUCACCCACUGGACCCCAAGCCGCAAAAGCUGGGGAGGUAGGAAGGGUCACUGUGAGGGCCCAGGGCCCCUCUCUUCCCAUCUGCCUUGUCCUGGUGGCCUUCAGUGUCUCUUCCAGUUCCAGGAGCUGCUGGGAAGCUGGCCUUCAUUGUUGGUGACAGGGCAACCAUGGGACUAGGAGGUGGCCCAUACACAUGGCUGGCUGGUCCCGAGGCCACCCACCCUGUUCCAGGACAUGGGCCCUGGGCCCGGUGUGGGGGUAAACGCAGAGGGCAGAGGGUAGCCCUUGGUACUGUGGGUCCCUCAAAGAGGAGGGUGGGGUGCAGAAAUGCCUCAGCAUGGCUCAUGCACACAGCAUUCUCCAGUGGGGCAGGGCUCCCUCGUGCAACAGGCCCCCCUGUGGCCAGCCUCUAUGCCUGUCUCCUCUCGCUGUGUCCCCCCAUCCCCUUGUGUUCUGUUGGUUCAUUGUUAAUAAAUAUCAAAUGAGGUCAUGCUCCUUA
Molecule: messenger RNA, 3912 nt
Organism: Symphalangus syndactylus (siamang)
Lineage: Eukaryota; Metazoa; Chordata; Mammalia; Primates; Hylobatidae
Gene: SLC6A7
Product: solute carrier family 6 member 7
Biological process (GO): sodium ion transmembrane transport; nitrogen compound transport; amino acid import across plasma membrane
Cellular component (GO): plasma membrane
Molecular function (GO): amino acid:sodium symporter activity
Source: RefSeq, a predicted model, not a curated record